AUGGGUAUACGAUCUCUUGUCAGCGUGGGCUUUUUGGUCCUUCCCAUCGCCGUCACGCUUGGUGUACUGCUUGGACUGCAGGCAAUUAGGCAUUCCCAAGGCAUGCCACCGCCAUUUGUUAGCAACAAGGUCGAAACGACAACCUACUGUCAAAGGGCCUUUGGUAUCUCACCAGCUACACAUGGACUCCAGUACACCUUAAAUCCCAAUCAAUGGGGUAUCGAAGAAGAUUAUACUGGCCCAGGAGGCCUGUGUAUGAAUGUCACAGCGAAUGAGAAUGCGACCUACCCAACCAACACCACCGCACCACAAUGGUCCAUCACGUGGCAAUUCCCUCCUGGUCCUGCCACUCAACCAGUCCAUGCUUUCCCCAAUAUCAAACUCGAUCCUGACGAUGUCUUUCCCAUUGAGAUAGCCAAGGUCGCUGCCAUUGACUUUGCCGCCGACUGGGCCUACGGAGUAGGUGAUGUUAAACCCAAUACCACCAAUGUGAACGACCUGUUAGCCGCCGAUGUCAAUUCCAACGUUGCCAUUGAUAUGUUUUUGGAUUCCGACCCGACAAAAGCCACCAGUUCCGUUGAUGCCAAGUACGAAGUCAUGGUUUGGCUAGGUGUGUUUGGUGUGGCAACGGAGCCCAUUGGUUUGAAACAAGGUGCUCUCAAAACUCAGGCCAUCAACGGUACCACAUUCAAUCUUUAUUUCGGUGAAAAUGGUAUAGGUCAAAGUGUUCUGACCUGGGUGGCGCAGGGAACCGUUCAAAGCUUCCACGCUGACAUCGGCCCUCUGUUGCAAGGCUUGACGGGACUGGGAGGUCCCACUGUCAAUGAUCACUUGGGCUAUCUCGCAUUCGGUUCAGAAGCACUCAGUGCGUCCACCAACAUUACCUUCUACAACCCCAGCCUGAGCAUGGAAGUCAUUUCCCUAUAA
Messenger RNA from Exophiala aquamarina CBS 119918, 927 nucleotides. RefSeq lists its product as uncharacterized. Gene Ontology annotation, biological process: polysaccharide catabolic process. The record is from RefSeq and is a predicted model, not a curated record. Gene Ontology annotation, molecular function: cellulase activity. NCBI's taxonomy places the organism in Eukaryota, Fungi, Ascomycota, Eurotiomycetes, Chaetothyriales, Herpotrichiellaceae. The transcript has 4 exons. Bases 1 to 927 code for a protein of 308 amino acids.